Messenger RNA from Haplochromis burtoni (Burton's mouthbrooder), 3930 nucleotides. RefSeq names its product tyrosine-protein phosphatase non-receptor type 7. The transcript has 11 exons. Gene Ontology annotation, molecular function: protein tyrosine phosphatase activity. Gene Ontology annotation, biological process: protein dephosphorylation. Lineage: Eukaryota; Metazoa; Chordata; Actinopteri; Cichliformes; Cichlidae. The record is from RefSeq and is a predicted model, not a curated record. The coding region runs from base 2015 to 3310 and encodes 431 amino acids.
UUAACUUACAAUCCUCGACAUGAUUGGAUGACAGAAUGGAUAGGACCAGCAGAGGAAUGUAAUGUAAUACUUUAGCAUCUUUAUGUUAUGGCGCGUUGCACUUUUACUCCAAAUACUUCAAAUAUAAACAAAGUGCUUUUCACUCAAUACCAUUUAUUUUAAAACUGCAGAUUUUGAAAUAUAAAUCAACUCGCAUGUUAUGCUGCAUUCAAAAUGUACCCAGAAAUAUGGAAGUAGUAAAAUCACCUCCAGCUGCCACAUUGAAGGUUUCUAGUUAGGUGACAGAAGAAUCCCGACGUUUGCACGAUUCAGCAUAACAAGUUCAUUUUGUCAGGAACCUGAAACUAUGCAGAGCUGUGAAGUCGCCUCGCUGUUCCUGAUUUUUUGCAUAUUCGUCAAACUUACAUGUUUCAGACGUUUCCUGACCUCUGUGACCUCGGUUCUUUAAACGUUUAUAAAAAGCACUUUGCGAGGAACAAACACGUGAAUGCUGUCAUCAAACCUAGCUUCUUUCAUCUCCAGCUACUCACAAAAAUGAAAUCUUUCUGCUGUUUCAGAGACUUUGAGAGCGUUAGCUGUGCAUUCAUUUCACCUCGACUUUAAGAGUCUUUAUUCAGGUGUCAGUCAGUCACUGCAGCUGGUCCAAAAUGCUGCGGGACAGUUAUUAAUUUUCAGAUGCAAGCGAGACUUCAUGUCCGCCAUAUUGGAGUUCCUCCACCAACUGCCAGAGUUUGCAUGGGUUUGCACCGUCUUGCCUCUGUGAUCUUUUAAGUUUACACAUUAUGUCAAGAUCCCUGAGGUCUGCUGAAAAAAUGCCCCCAACUGUCCCGAGGUCCAGAUUAAAGCACAGAGGAACAAAUACUCAGGACCUCCCUAACAUUAAACCCAUUUUUUAUAUCUGCUAUUUAUUACUGAUUAUCCAGAAUUACUUAAACCAUAACCAAAGAGAUAAGGUGCCUCUGCAGCCAGAGAGCGUUAAUAUGCAUUUUUUCUUAUUGUCAGUUUGCACUCUGGGGUUCUUAUAACAUUUACUGUUUUCUAGGUAAAAGCCCAAAUGAGCCGUGCACAAAAAGAAAACAAAAAUUCAUUACAGCAAGACGAGAAUGUUUGACAUCCAUGAAAAUCUGGUGAAACUCGAUUGUCCGUUUCCAUCUAACUCCUAUCUUGAUUCUCUGUUAAACAGCACUUCUGAGAACUUAAACCAGUUUUGUGAAUGCACAGAUAACGUACGUGUUGAUUUGUAAUUCUGGUUUAUUCCAGCCUGCUGUGUUUCCCAUUAAUGUGUCUAUUGCAUCUCUGUGAAUCAUCCAAACUUUGCUAAGCUCGUGGUAGUUUUGACUCAUGAUCGAGUUGCAUAACAACAGCAUCAAGCACAAACUCUCUGCAGCUUUCUAAAGAAACACAUUUUGUGAAGUUCAAUUCAGUCUAAAAAAUCAAAAUAGUAAUAUAUGUAAGUCUGGCCUUUAUGUUUGAGUCUAUUGACUGAGGCGUGUGUUUGUAUGAGUGUGUUGAGUAAGUGUGGGCGUGCUGACUUCCUGCUAUGAGGAAACUCUCUUCCGAUGGAGACACGCUGAAACGUUUCAGGUCCGAACUGAUGUGGAAACACACUGAACAGUGACAACACACACACACAAACACAGACACACUUAUUUACACACACUUGUUUUCACUUCAUCAGGGUUCAGGCUGAGUUUGCUACCAGCGCUCAUCGGGUCUCGUCUGUCGGGUACUGAUGGCAGAUCUGUGCUCCGUCUGACGAGAGCGCUGCCUCAUCAUCACAUUAAUAAUUUGUUCAGCAUGUCAGAUGACAACAACGAACUGUUGCGAUCACGAGGGCUGUCAGCAGCGACACGUGGAGUGUGAUCUUCUUAUUUUGUUUGGAAACUCCUGAAUGGCAAAACAGAACAGAAAUUUAAGUUAAAGUGAAGCUGAGAAGCAACAGAGGAACAGAAUGCAUGCUGUGGUGAGGCGCAGAUAAGGAGGACCCAACCACUGAAAUACACCUAUACUCACCAUGAGCAUGUCAGCAGUGCACUCCGCCUCCCCUCCUGCUGAGGAACCAGUGACACCCCCACCCUUGACCACACCUCCUCGCAAAGCUUCAGUCCGGCUCCAGGAGAGGCGGGGCUCUAAUUUGUCUCUCCUUUUGGAUGUGAACACUUUGGGGGUGGAGACUGUCUGCUCUGUCUCCACCCCAAAGGAGGUGUGGCUUCAGCUGCUUCACACCUCCUCACGACCACUCACACACACGCUGCUGCAGGAAGCUGCCAUUGACACAAAUACGCUGAAUGUAGAGUACCAGAAGAUCCCUCCGAACUUUGUGAAUGCUGCUGACCUCGAUGUUCCGGGACACAUGAUGAAAGACCGAUACAAAACCAUCCUCCCCAACCCUGAGAGCCGAGUGAUCCUGAGGAACCCGGACGAUGAACCUGGGCCUGAUCGCUACAUCAACGCCAACUACAUCAGGGGCUACAAAGGGGCUCCCAGGGCCUACAUCGCUACCCAGGGGCCCAUGGUGCACACCGUGGGAGACUUCUGGGACAUGGUGUGGCAGGAGAGGAGCAGUAUCAUCGUCAUGGUUACGAGGCUGAAGGAGAACAACGAGAAAUGUGAGGUGUACUGGCCACAGCCGAGAGACAGGACGAAGAGGGUAAAGGAGGAGGACGAAGACACGGAGGAGAAGGAUGGGCAGAGGGAGAAGGAAAAUGAAGAGGAAGGAGAGACGAGACAAAUCGGCAGAUUCCUUAUCAGAGUGAAAGACAGCCGAGAGAAAGACGGAUUCACGGUCACAGAUAUGGAGAUUCAGCUCCAUUCAGAGUGUCGACACGUCAGACACUACUGGUUCACAUCUUGGCCUGACCAUCAUAUCCCACAAUGCAUAGCUCCAUAUCUAAGGCUGGUGGAAGAGGUGGAGACGUACAGCAAGUCCCUUGUGCCGCCCUCUAGCUCUCAGGAAGUCUCUGCGCCCGCCUCCAGCCCUGGACCAAUCAUCAUCCACUGCAGUGCAGGUAUCGGGCGGACAGGCUGUUUUAUAGCCAGCACUAUCGGCUGUCAGCAGCUCAGAGAAACCGGGCAAGCUGAUGUCCUGGAGACAGUUUGUCAGCUUCGACUCGACAGGGGCGGUAUGAUCCAGACCUCAGAGCAGUACCAGUUCUUGUACUCCACACUGGCCCAGUACAGCUCCCAGCUGCAGCAGAAACAGAACCAGCCUGGCACACUGCCUCAGAGCCAGCAGAACCCAGAGGACCAGGUCAGCAUACAGCUGCAGAACCUCGAGCUACACAGCAAACAGAACAGGAAGAUCUCAUAGAACCUGGAUAACCAGCAGUGUCUUCAGAGAAGUCCAGGAGAAGCGAGGAGAAAGACGCCAGCAGCAGCAGAACUUAAAGAACUGAUGCACCAGCAGGGGGACAAGGAGGAUCCUACAGGGGCCCCAAAGAACUGGUGUUUGGCUCCAAUUUGACUGAACAAGCAGAGAAUAGGAAUAAUUAGAAGAUCAAAAGCAUCAUGUUCAUGACAGACUGAGACUGAAUCAGACUAAUUAAAUAAAAUAAGGCAGGAAUAUUCAUUGGCUUGGCUGUGGUAUUUUUCGAGCAGCUAUUUACCACACACAUUUAUUUGUUUAACUCUAAAUACGGCCUGCUAAGUAUGAAGACAUGUUUUAAUAGUCAGAACAUUUGAGGGUAUCAAAACAAAUCACAUAGAUCUCUUCAUGAAAUGCGACCAGGACAGUUUGUCACAUCAGCAGUGGCAUGUUUGACAAUCAGAAAUCAUUGGAUCACCAUGUUUCUCUCUUAUUAUUUGACCCAUUCUGUUAAUUUAUGAAACAAAAACACCUCUUGAGCCUUGUUGAAAUCUGCUGUUUUUUGAUCUCCUUUAGAGACUAAUGUGUAUAAAACAAUCAGAUCAAUAAAUUAUGAAUAUAAAUAC